Messenger RNA from Heteronotia binoei (common prickly gecko), 2207 nucleotides. RefSeq names its product zinc finger protein 436-like. Gene Ontology annotation, molecular function: RNA polymerase II cis-regulatory region sequence-specific DNA binding; DNA-binding transcription factor activity. The record is from RefSeq and is a predicted model, not a curated record. Lineage: Eukaryota; Metazoa; Chordata; Lepidosauria; Squamata; Gekkonidae. The transcript is spliced from 7 exons. Bases 1 to 1920 code for a protein of 639 amino acids. Gene Ontology annotation, biological process: regulation of transcription by RNA polymerase II.
AUGGAAGAGGAGGACUCAGAAGGCCCUGGAACUGGCAAGAGAUUGAAGAAGUGUUCCCAACCUAUCCAGGUAGUGAGUGAUGUUGAAUUUGAGGAAAAAGCUGUGCCAGAGAUCUUGACUCAGGACACGAUGACUGCAGAUGUACGCAGCCGAUGCUUCCGGUGGUUCUGUUACCAUGAGGUCGAUGGACCCCGAGAGUUUUGCAGCAAGCUCUAUGGACUGUGCAACCAUUGGCUGAAGCCAGAGAGGAACACCAAGAAACAGAUGCUGGACCUGGUGAUCCUGGAGCAGUUCCUGGCAGCCUUACCCCAGGAAAUGCAACGCUGGACGUGGGGACGAUCUCUGAAGAUGGAAGAAAAGUCCCCUGAGGGCAAAAGAGCUCCCUCAGAGGAAAGUCAGAGGGCACCAUUGCAGGAACAUGCCCAAGAUUCCCUGCCAAGUGGCAGUGAAGAGAUGCUGUCAAUCCUUCAUCUGUGCAGCGAAGUGGAAACAGCUGCUCCACAUCUGGCCCAGUCACCAGUUUCCUUUGAGGAGGUAGCUGUGUAUUUCACUGAAGGUGAGUGGGCCCUGCUGGGUCCUAGCCAAAGAGCUCUCUACCGGGAUGUCAUGCAGGAGAACUCUGGGACUGUGGCUUCUCUUGCAGCAGACAUAGAGGAGACAGCUGGGGAAUUCCAGGGGUUCUCUUUGGAGAAAAACAAGAAUGAAGGUGCCAAAGGACACUAUGGGGAUGCACCACAGAGGCAGGAGGGAAACCACACAGGUGACAAUCAGAGGAAUGAGGAGGAUGGGGAACUGCAUCCUCAAUUGCCAAAGGAAGUGAAGAAUGAAGACUUGAGAGGAAACUUCUACAAUCAAGAUGGGCCUAAGAGGGAGAAAGAAAGCCAGAUGGUCAAGGAGAGGGGUAAACUCAUUCUUUGCCAAGGGGGGGAUUUCCAAGAAGUAAUUCCCAUGCCGAAGCAAACAUACAAGUGCUUGGUGUGUGGAAUGAACUUUUCAAAUCAAUCCCUGUAUAAGAUCCAUUUUGGAAUACACAGUGAAAAGAAGACCCAAAAAUGGCUGGAGUCUGGAAAGAUCAUAAUUCGCACGGUAAAGCUUCUUACAUAUGAAAGAACACAUCCAGGAGAGAAACCUUAUAGUUGCUCAAAGUGUGGCAAGAGAUUCUCAGAGAAAUCAGGCCUUAUUCGACACCAAAGAAUUUGCUCUGCAGAGAAGCUAAUCCACACAAGGGAGAAGCCUUUUGAAUGCUCAGAGUGUGGAAAAAGAUUCAUUCAGCGUGGCCAUCUUAAAAAGCAUCUAAGAACCCACACUGGAGAGAAGCCUUUUGAAUGUUCAGAGUGUGGGAAGAAAUUCAGUCAGAGUGGUGAUCUUCAAAGACAUCUAAGAACCCACACAGGAGAGAAGCCUUUUGAAUGUUCACAGUGUGGGAAGAAAUUCAGUCAGAGUGGUGCUCUUCAAAAACAUCUAAAAACCCACACAGGGGAAAAGCCUUUUGAAUGUUCAGAGUGUGGAAAGAAAUUCAGUCGCAGUGGCUACCUUCGAAAACAUCUGAGAAUCCACACAAGGAAGAAGCCUUCUGGAUGCUCUGAGAAUGGGAAGAGAUUUGGUUGCACUGGCACUCUUCAAAAACAUCUAAGAACUCAUGAAGGGAAGAAGUUUUUUGAAUGUUCAGAGUGUGGGAAGAGAUUCAGUCACGGUGGCGAUCUUAAAAAACAUCUGAGAACCCACACAGGGGAGAAGCCUUUUGAAUGCUCUGAGUGUGGGAAGAGAUUUGGUCGCAAUGGCUCUCUUCGAAGACAUCUAGGAAUUCACACAAGGGAGAAGCCUUUUGAAUGCUCUGAGUGUGGGAAGAGAUACAGUUGUAGUGGCACUCUUCGAAGCCAUCUAAGAAUUCACACAGGGGAGAAGACUUUAAGAACAUAAGAGAAGCCAUGUUGGAUCAGGCCAAUGGCCCAUCCAGUCCAACGCUCUGUCACACAGUGGCCAAAAUUUUUAUAUAUAUAUAUAUAUAUACACACAUACACACACACACACAUAUAUAUACACACACUGUGGCUAAUAGCCACUGAUGGACCUCUGCUCCAUAUUUUUAUCAACCCCCCUCUUGAAGCUGGCUAUGCUUGUAGCUGCCACCACCUCCUGUAACAGUAAAUUCCACAUGUCAAUCACCCUUUGGGUGAAGCAGUACCUCCUUUUAUUCGUUCUAACCC